AUGACACAUAGCAAAGAUAACAAUGCUCGCCCAGAACGCCAAGAAAGACAUGUUGCCAGAAAUGGCCAAACUGUCACCAUGAAGAAGGGAGGCGCUGGACAUGCCAACUGGGGAGUCGAAGGCGAUGAGGUACCUGACUUAUAUGAAUACACGCAUGAAGUGGUUGAAGAGGCUAUUACCAAGGCUGACAAAGUGAACAUUGUUGAUGCUGACACGUUUAAAAACAUGCGCUCUUAA
Messenger RNA from Mucor velutinosus, 237 nucleotides. RefSeq lists its product as uncharacterized. The coding region runs from base 1 to 237 and encodes 78 amino acids. The record is from RefSeq and is a predicted model, not a curated record. NCBI's taxonomy places the organism in Eukaryota, Fungi, Mucoromycota, Mucoromycetes, Mucorales, Mucoraceae. The transcript has 2 exons.